Molecule: messenger RNA, 3282 nt
Organism: Argiope bruennichi
Lineage: Eukaryota; Metazoa; Arthropoda; Arachnida; Araneae; Araneidae
Gene: su(r)
Product: dihydropyrimidine dehydrogenase [NADP(+)]-like
Exons: 22
Coding region: 87-3191 (1034 amino acids)
Biological process (GO): uracil catabolic process; thymine catabolic process
Cellular component (GO): cytosol; cytoplasm
Molecular function (GO): NADP binding; dihydropyrimidine dehydrogenase (NADP+) activity; iron-sulfur cluster binding
Source: RefSeq, a predicted model, not a curated record
AGCUAUCGUAAAACUUUUAUCGUUUGUUCAGGCUCCCACUAAGAUACAAGUUCUUCAGAGCUGGUGCACACGAUAACAGAGGAAACAUGCCUAACAGCGGAUGUUAUCUGUCGAGAGAUCCCCCUGAUAUUGAGAAUCUCUUGUCACUGAAUCCGAGAGUGUACUGCAGAGCUAGCGUUGUUCCUAGCGCUCAAACAAAAGUCAACAAAAAGAACUGGAAAAGAAAUGCUGAUAAGAAAUGUGGAACACAUCGCCCUUUAAAAAAUGACUUUGAUGAUAUAAAGCACACAACACUCAGUGAAAGAGCCGCCCUUAGAGAAGCGGCGAGAUGCUUAAAAUGCGCCGAUGCUCCAUGUCAAAAAGGUUGUCCAACUCAAAUCGACAUCAAAGCAUUUAUCAGUUGUAUCUCUACUAAAAAUUAUUAUGGUGCUGCAAAACUUAUUCUCUCAGACAAUCCUGCAGGAUUGUCGUGUGGAAUGGUAUGUCCAACAAGUGAUCUUUGCGUCGGUGGGUGCAAUUUAUACGCUAGUGAAGAAGGACCAAUCAAUAUAGGAGGUUUACAACAAUUUGCUGUUGAAACUUUUAUGAAGAUGAAACUUCCUCAAAUAAGGGAUCCAAAUCUAUUCAAUGGAAAAAAUCCGCCUGAGAGUUUUCAUUCGAAAAUAGCAAUUAUUGGUUGUGGUCCUGCUGGUGUCAGUUGUGCUACGUUCUUGGGAAGACUAGGGUACACAGAUAUUACAGUAUUUGAGAAAGAAGAAUAUGUGGGUGGUUUAAGCUCAUCUGAAAUACCUCAGUAUCGUCUUCCUCAAGAAGUUGUACGUUUUGAAGUUGAUCUUAUGAAAGAUUUAGGUGUGAAGAUAGAAUUCAACAGGUGUUUUGGUGAUAACUUCGAUCUGAUAUCUUUAAAAGAUUCAUACAAAGCGGUGUUCAUUGGAAUUGGCUUGCCAGAACCAAAAGUCAUUCCAAUUUUUGCCGAUUUGACAGAAGAGAAUGGCUUUUAUACUUCGAAAACAUUUCUGCCAACUGUGGCGAAAGCUAGCAAACCUGGCAUGUGUCCUUGUAAACAGCAAUUGCCAAAAAUAUUUGGGAAUGUUAUUGUUCUGGGUGCGGGAGACACGGCAUUUGACUGCGCCACGUCAGCUAUAAGGUGUGGUGCCAGAAAAGUUUUUGUCGUCUUUAGAAGAGGAGUGACAAAUAUAAGAGCUGUACCUGAAGAAGUGGAAUUGGCAAGAGAGGAAAAAUGCGAGUUCAUACCUUUCCUGUCGCCCAAAAGAGUCAUCUUGCACGAAGGCAAGAUCCAUGCCAUGGAGUUCUGCCGCAACGAAGAGGAUGAAAAAGGAAACUGGAUAACUGACGAAGAGCAGAAGAUUACCCUCAAGGCAAAUUUCAUUAUAUCGGCUUUCGGUUCCACGCUGAAAGAAGAAAAAGUAAUCAAAGCUUUAUCGCCACUGGAAUUGACGAGCGACGGUCUUCCAAAAGUCAAUCUUCAUACCAUGCAGACCUCUGAACCGUGGGUGUUUUGUGGAGGGGAUCUGGCAGGAAUUUCAGAAACAACAGUCGAAGCUACAAAUGAUGGAAAAACAGCUGCUUGGUACAUCCAUAGCUACAUUCAGUCUUUACACAAUGCAAAGGUACCUGAAACGCCAUCUCUACCACCUUUCUUCACACCUGUGGAUCUAGUAGAUCUAAGCGUCGAGCUUUGUGACUUGAAGUUCAAAAAUCCUUUUGGUUUAGCGAGUGCUACGCCCACCACGAGCAGUCCUAUGAUAAGACGAGCUUUCGAGGCUGGCUGGGGUUUCGCACUUACUAAAACAUUCGCACUGGAAAAGGAUAUUGUCACAAAUGUUUCGCCGAGAAUCAUCCGAGGAACUACAUCUGGCCAUGUCUACGGACCCGGUCAAGGCUCUUUCCUCAACAUUGAACUUAUUAGUGAGAAAACUAUGGCGUAUUGGUUGCGCAGUAUAAAGGAGCUGAAAGAGGACUUUCCAGAUCAUAUUAUCAUUGCCAGCAUUAUGUGUGCCUAUGACGAACAAGACUGGACGGAGUUGGCAAAGUUGGCGGAAGAAGCCGGUGCGGAUGCUUUGGAAUUGAAUCUAUCUUGUCCUCAAGGAAUGGGUGAAAGAGGAAUGGGCUUAGCCUGCGGUCAAGAUCCUAAUAUUGUAGAAAAUAUCUGUAAAUGGGUAAGAAAAGCAGUGAAGAUUCCGUUUUUUCCAAAACUGACACCCAAUGUCACAGAUAUAGUAAGCAUUGCAAAAGCAGCGCACAGAGGUAACGCUGACGGAGUUACGGUUACAAAUACUGUCUCUGGACUUAUGGGACUGAGAGGUAAUGCAACACCGUGGCCAGCAGUUGGUAAAGAGCAACGAACAACUUACGGGGGAGUUUCUGGAAAUGCCAUUAGACCCAUAGCUCUCAGGGCGGUUUCUGCGAUAGGCAACGCUAUACCAGGAUUUCCAAUAUUAGCUACAGGUGGCAUAGAUUCUGCUGAUGCUGGUUUGCAAUUUUUACAUGCAGGUGCCACUGUUUUGCAGGUUUGCAGUGCUGUCCAAAAUCAAGACUUAACAGUGAUAGAUGAUUACAUAAUGGGGCUAAAAGCAUUGCUUUAUUUGCAAACUCUACCUCAUACAGAGGAUUGGAAUGGACAAUCUCCCCCGACUAUAAAGCAACAAAAAGGCAAACCUGUAAUCGAUAUAGAAAGCAUAGUGCACAAGAAACUUCCGAAUUUCGGAGCUUUCCUGUCACAAAAACAAGCAAUAAUAUCGGAAUUAAAAGCUCAUCAAGAUUUAUUAAAUGAUAGUCUGGUAUACAAAAGAUCAAUCAGUGAACCACAAAAAUCUGUACCAAGAGUAAAGGAUGUUAUAGGAAAAGCUCUGAACUAUAUAGGAAGUUUUUCGAGACUAGACACAGCACAACAGAUGGUAGCUUUAAUAGAUGAGGACACCUGCAUUAACUGUGGAAAAUGUUAUAUGGCAUGCAAUGAUUCAGGAUAUCAAGCUAUUACAUUUGAUCCCGUCACCCAUUUCCCUAAAGUGACAGAUGAGUGUACUGGAUGCACACUCUGUUUAUCAGUAUGCCCAAUAAUAGACUGUAUCCGCAUGGUUGCUCGCCAAACACCUUAUGAGCCAAAAAGAGGGUUGCCAUUAAAUACUCCAAUACAACAAAUAAAAAGAGAACCAAUGCCGGCUCAGUAAUUUCUCUAUUUAUUAACUGUUUUACUUUUUUAAAUAAAUGUUAUUUCGUACUUCUGAUUAUGAUUUUGAAUAAAAUUAUAUCAUAAAAUGA